AUGCCCGAAGAGCUUGAAAAGGCGACAGGUGGUUAUUAUACGCCCCCGGCCACCGGUGGUUUGGUCGAGAGGGUUCUAGGCUUCGGAAACAACCGGUCCGGCGGUGAAUUGUUUGGGCAAACCAGCGACUUUGCCGCCUUUCUUGACGUUCUCAAGGCUCGGUGCGACUUUUGGCACAUGGAAGGGACUAAAGAUUGGAGGAGAAGAGAGAGUCGGAUGGCGCCCCCAACAGAGUCUGGUGGUGUCGCCACAGGAGCCUAUCCCCAAGUGGAGACAGCGGGCAGCGGUGCCAGUUUGGCCCAGCAGAAAUCCGAGAAUGGGGGAGAAGUGCCAGUAAUGUACUUCUUGCCGUCCGAUGGCGAAGAGAUUUGGACAUCCGGGUUGCGGUAUGCGACAAGGUCGGGCGAGAGCUGUUCGGAAACCCAAGACUUGAGCUGGAAGCCCACCAGCCUAGUAGUCUAUGGAAGAAAAUUAGACAUCCCUCGGCAGUACGAUGGCGUUUCGUGCUGGGAUUUUACUGAGCUUGUCACCUCACUAGGGCCAGCGGACUAUGUCACAUUGGCAUCCAACUUUCAUACCUUUAUCAUUGACCGCGUCCCUGUGUUGACCGUGUCCAUGAAGAAUGAGGCGCGACGGUUCAUAACGCUUUUGGAUGCGCUGUACGAGUCACGGUGCAAGUUAGUUAUCCGAGCUGAGACCAACCCCGACCAACUCUUCUUCCCCGAGACAAAAACACAGUCGGCGGGGACAGACGCCGCUCAGGACGCCCCUGCGCAGUAUGAGGGCGCGGAAGCAACGUAUGCUGAGACGAUUGCCGAAGUUUACCAAGACCAAUUGUCGCCGUUCCGUCCGAAUAUAUCGACAUACUCAGAGUCCCCAAACUCAAAGUACGACCCGGAUCAAGACUCAGACUUCGGGAAGGAGCAAGACAGGAAGGUCGAUUUUAACAGGACUGCCGCAUUUACCGGCGAGGACGAACGGUUCGCAUAUAAGCGGGCGACGAGUCGGCUGUGGGAGCUCUGCAGCAUGCAGUGGCACACGCGGACGGGAGACUGGUGGCAACCGCUGCCGAAGGAGGCUAGGCAUUGGGAAGGGAGGGCGAUGUCAAAACCACCGCCUUCGCCUUUGUCGAAGCGCGCGCCGAGUGAGAUUACCAUGGGCGAAACCGUGGAGCUCGAGGAGCCCGCUGGCCUGGAGCGGCUCCGGAUUGCGAAACUAAGGGCUAGCGAGCAAUAG
Molecule: messenger RNA, 1236 nt
Organism: Chaetomium globosum CBS 148.51
Lineage: Eukaryota; Fungi; Ascomycota; Sordariomycetes; Sordariales; Chaetomiaceae
Exons: 1
Coding region: 1-1236 (411 amino acids)
Cellular component (GO): mitochondrion; cytoplasm
Molecular function (GO): ATP hydrolysis activity; ATP binding
Source: RefSeq, a predicted model, not a curated record